AUGUGCAAAAAAGUUGUCGUUUUUGACGAUGAUCCAUUCGUGUGGAGUAAAAAGAAAGCUGAAAUAUCCUCUUCGGUAGUGAUGGUGACAAUCACGAAGGAUACGGACGACCAUGGAGGCCAGUCCACUAACACCGCCGCACCAACACUGCAGCCAAACAUCACUGUUGGUCUGAGGUCUGCCGUACAGUUUGGAAUCACAAGUGACACAGAACAACAGUAUCACGACACCCUGCCGACAUCGUACAGGCAGAACCUCGAUGAUGCAGGCAGAUCAUUCCCACUGGACAAGGUUCCCAGACUUCACACCAACAUGAAGUAUCACGCCAUGUACGUUGCUGAUGAAGGUCAGAUGCCACUGCUACGAUUCUCAGUCAAUGACGUCGACACGGAGCUACAGGUAUACCUCCGGUUCCAUGACUUUCCAACGGAGGAACGCUACGACUACAGGACAACUGUUAAGCCUCCUGAAGUCACUGAUUAUGACGGCUUUGACAUGCCGUACGGCCUGGUGUACUCUAACUUCAAUGUUUCGUUUGUUCCGGAGAUCGGAGAGGAACGCGGCUGGGUCAUAGUUGGUGUAAAGAGGAGAGGAGGAGAUCUACUUCACAUCGGUGCGAGACGACUCCUGAUGUCAGAGGCUCAGGUCCCAGAGACCCACCCGGGACAUGACAGCAGCCCUGCGGGCUUCAUCCUGCAGACUGCCGCCGUCUCCUGCCUGAUGUGGGAAAUGGACAACCAAACCUGGGAUAACAACCGCUGCAAGGUUGGAAUAGAAACGAACGAGGUGACCACCCGGUGCACAUGUGACAUGACACGACACAGCGAUGGGAAAACAUCCCGGGUGAUUCUGGCAACGUCGUUUCUGGCGGUUCCAAAUUUCGUGGAUUUCGACAGAUUCGGUAGAAACAUCGACAAGUUGCCCACGAAUUCGACCGUGUUUGGAACGAUUUUAGCAUUGUGGAUGAUCUUCCUGUUGUCCCAACUAUUGAUAUUCAGAUCAAAUAUCAAGAGCAACAUUUCAUUGAAUUUCACAGUGGCCGAUAGCUUUAAUCUUGGACAUGCAGCAAGUCUAGCAAACGCAAACGCUGGCUCGGCGGCUGUUCCAAAAGUCUCUACCAUCCCGUCGGAAGUUCCCGAUGCGGAGUACGUGUACGUGGUGUGUGUCCGUACGGGAACACAGCCUGAUGCCGGCACGGCGUCUGUGGUCGGGUUCAUGAUCACAGGGUCUGAGGGCAGGACACCCAUGGUCACACUCAACCCUGAUGGCUUGGUCCUAGCCAGAGGCGGUGACACGUACCACAUCAUGUCGACUCCCUCCUCCAUCGGCCAGCUCCAGUCUGUACAGGUCUGGCACAACGGCUCCGGGAAGGGCAAGAUGGAGUCACUCUUCAUAGACAACAUCAAGGUCUGGGACAUGCAGACAUCACAGGGAUUUCAUUUCCCAUGUUGCAACUGGCUCUCCUCUGAGAAAGAAGACGGAAGGACAAUAAGGACCCUGGAGGUAACUCCUGGUGGAGAAAUGUGGAUGUCAGAUUAUUCCCUACCGACGUUUUCGUGUCUACUGUACGACAACCAUCUGCUGUUGUCAGCCGUGUGUAACUCCGGUGUGAGACACUUCAGCCAGGCGCAGCGCCUGGUGUGUUGCCUGUGUGAGACCACGCUGUGGAUGGUGGGCAGCGCCAUGUGGUACGGAAUCACAACAGGUGCAGGCGAUGUGGUUGUAUUGGACAUCGGCGUAUUCAGUCUCCGCCUAUCAGAACUACUUGGUAUUGCAGCAACGUCGUUCACGGUGUUCCUGCCUGUCUACGUCAUCCUUGUGCCGAUGUUUCGUAAGCAGCUCCCAUUGGUCGAUCACAUCCCUUCAGAACUGUUGAAGACGCCGACACCUCCAACCACCUGGCGAUUCCCCUACAAGACAGUAGCGUGGGUCCUCGCCAUCCUGACUUCUGUCUGUAGUAGCAUCUUUGUGAUCGCAUACAGUCUGCAGUUUGGAGCGGGGAGAAGCCAGGCCUGGCUGAAGGAAUUCGUCCUGGCAUUCCUGUUUUCUAUAUUCUUACUGGAGCCUGCUCAGAUUUUCCUGAUUGCCUACUUCAAGGCAGCCAUCGUCGCUCCGAUGGUUUGGCCUGUACUAUCUCGUGUUCGGAGAGUUUGGGGAAUGAAGGCAGCGGAUAACGAGCAGUCUCCGGUCGGUAUCAUCCACAAGAAGAACAGGGACUAUCGUGUCCCGGCACCGAGGGUUUUACCCCCAGCCCCGAAGAAAAACGACCACGACCCGAACUGGACCAAAAGGGUGACUGCAGGCAGAAAUAUCCUUGGUAUGGUAAUAAUUCUGCUGAUCUUCACCGGGAAUGCCUUCUACAUCGGGUUUCUGGGCUUCGACAGAUACGCCUACUACACCAGGAACUCGCUGGAGAAUAGUCUGCUGUCUGGAUAUGAUGAGGUGACUACAGUGGACGGUGCCGGGAGGUGGCUGUCGUCUGAUCUGAUGCCAUCCCUCCACCCGGACCGCGGGUACAGCGGGAAGACCCUCAGGUGGCUGGACAAACAGUUUCCGGCUGGAACCAACGCGUUCCGGAUCGGACCGGUUCGCCUGGAGAGAACCACCAAGUAUCCAGAGGACCCAACGGACAUAGACCUCGAGCUUCCUGACCAUGGGCUCUAUCCAGAGCUUCUGACAGAGAAAAUCAAUGAAGUUCAAAACCGGCUGAGUGGACGGAACUGCUCACACAAUGAAACUACGCGCGUUGUGGAUAUUGCUAGAAACGGAACUUCGGCGUGCAUCACCACAGUAGAUCUACCACAGGACGCCGACCAGGCUGCUGCAGUGAUAGACUUCCUAAAACAGACCCACUGGACCCUGAUGGUUUCAGACACGCUCACCCUCCGGAUCAACUUCUACCACCCUGACGUGAAGCUGUUCAGCACCGUGGACAUCACCCUGCAAUACCUGCCAGGCGGCGCUGCUGCACUGCACCCCACUAUCCACACCUUUCGGCUGUUUCAGUACCAAACAACGGACGACUUCGUCCAGAUGCCCUUCCACGUACUCUUUCUAGUCUUCUUCGUUUACAACGUUCUUCGUGAGAUUUGGAACAUCCGUAAGAGGGGUCGUCUGUACUUUGGCAGUUUCUGGAACGUUUUGAUGCUGUGUAACAUUGGCUUAUCUUUAGCCGUUAUAGUGAUAUUCGGCCUUCGGUACAUCUGGGCAACUGCUGCUUUGGAUGACAUACAGCAAGCAAAAGGACCAUUCGACAUUGAUGAGUUUGUUGACAUCAGCGCCGCCUGCCGGUGGGACGCAAACUUCAAGACAGUCCUGUCCUUCUCCAUCUUUGUCAGUACCUUCAGCAUCCUGCGUGUUCUCAACUUCUCCAGGAGUGUUGCUAUCGUCUUCGCUAUGCCUCGUCUGGUUUACCGGGAAGCCUUUGGGUUUGUUCUCUACAUGCUGGUUAUCAUAGUGGCCUACGGCUUCAGCGGGAUCCUGAUAUUUGGCAAACACAUGAAGACCUUCUCCGCCUUUAAGGAAACGUCUUACGUCUUAUUUGAGAUGAGCCUGGGCAGACCGUUUGUCGGCGUCUUCGCGGAGGAUAUGAAGACAGUGGAUCGUGUCAUUGGACCUCUGUACUACUCUACUUUCGUCUUGGUCUUCGUCUUUUAUCUGAUGAAUCUAGGAGUCGGUUUGUUGUGUAACUGGCUGAGUUACUGUCAGACCUCUGAUGACGUCAUCGAUGUGGACACCGCCAUGGGAGAUUACUUCUGGAACUCAUUCAGGAGUCUUCUUGGCAUGCGCCAUGAGUCCCAAGAAUCUGACGAUGAAGCCCCACUUCCGGACUACUACAUGGACGAGACCCUCCAGCGGACGGAGGUGGUACUGCAGGAAGUGGACAGUGUGACUGACCUGAUGUACAAGUUUGAGUGCAAGGAGCGACAUUCCACGUCUACUGAGUCAUAUGCUUAA
This is a messenger RNA of Branchiostoma belcheri (Belcher's lancelet), 3957 nucleotides long. RefSeq lists its product as uncharacterized. Gene Ontology annotation, molecular function: protein binding; calcium channel activity. Gene Ontology annotation, cellular component: membrane. Gene Ontology annotation, biological process: detection of mechanical stimulus; kidney development. The record is from RefSeq and is a predicted model, not a curated record. NCBI's taxonomy places the organism in Eukaryota, Metazoa, Chordata, Leptocardii, Amphioxiformes, Branchiostomatidae.